AUGUUAUUAUGGUUUAUUGAUCUGGUACUCUCUGCAGCUCGCACGCAACUGUUAGUUAAUGUUAGCCAUAUGCACCUGUUGAACAAUUUCACUGCAAUGAUAAUAAUGCCUAUUGUGUCUUAUCGUUAUGACAUUGAUAGACUCAAUGCCGACCUGGAAUCUAAGUAUAACGAGUUCAUCAGUUUGACUAAUGAGGAGAAGGGAGAGAUAAUCAAAAGAGAUUAUGAUGAAUUUCUCAAUCUGUUGAAACAGAUCGAUAAAAACAAGGCAGCAAAAGACAUGGAUGAGUAUGAAAACAACAUGGUGUAUCUUGGUACAAAUUGUAGAUCAUUAGAAAUGGUUGAAGCAAAAUACAAUGAAUUGUCAGAGAGUUUUAACAGGUUGAAGAAGGCAAAUGAGACACUUCACAACCAACAAUUGGAUUUUAUGAAUUGUCGGCAUUAUUUCGUAGCGGUAAAGCAACAUUACAGAAUGUGUCAAAACAGUGAAGAAGUGGGUGAUGAUGAUUCGCUUGACAUAGAACACUUCUAUUCCGAUGAGAGUAGAGUGUCAUCAGAUAACGAUCUAAUUGAAAUUUUCAAGAAUGUUGAUAAUCUGGUAUCUGUGCUCAUCAAUAUAGAAAAACUCCUAAAGACUCUUAGAAAGAAGAAAACGAGUCUGAUUACCGAUUUCAUAACAACACUUACUGUGUCAAAUUAG
This is a messenger RNA of Enterospora canceri, 699 nucleotides long. The record is from the annotation of a GenBank genome assembly. Lineage: Eukaryota; Fungi; Microsporidia; Enterocytozoonidae.